Molecule: messenger RNA, 651 nt
Organism: Onychomys torridus (southern grasshopper mouse)
Lineage: Eukaryota; Metazoa; Chordata; Mammalia; Rodentia; Cricetidae
Product: kinesin-like protein KIF26B
Exons: 4
Coding region: 1-651 (216 amino acids)
Biological process (GO): microtubule-based movement
Molecular function (GO): microtubule motor activity
Source: RefSeq, a predicted model, not a curated record
AUGGGAGCUGAAGUUUGCCAGAGUGUUUCUAAAAGACUCAACCCAGAUACAGAAGAGAAGGGCCAGGGUGGGAGAACCUCUUCACAGAAGAGAAGGGCCAGGGUGAGGAACCUCUUCACAGAAGAGAAGGGCCAGGAAGAGAAGGGCCAGGUGAGGAACCUCUUCACAGAAGAGAAGGGCCAGGUGAGGAACCUCUUCACAGAAGAGAAGGGCCAGGUGAGGAACCUCUUCACAGAAGAGAAGGGCCAGGUGGGGAACCUCUUCACAGAAGAGAAAGGCCAGGGUUCUCAGAGGCGGAGGCUCAUUCCGGCAUUGUCCCUCGAUACUCCCUCACCUGUGAGAAAAACUACCAGCAGCACAGGGGUCCGCUGGGUGGACGGCCCCCUGAGGAGCACCCAGAGGGGGCUUGGGGAACCUUUUGAGAUUAAAGUCUAUGAAAUUGAUGAUGUGGAGCGCCUGCAGCGACGAAGAGGAGGCACCAGCAAGGAGGUCAUGUGUUUCAACGCCAAGCUGAAAAUCCUGGAGCAUCGGCAGCAGAGAAUCGCUGAGGUCCGAGCCAAGUAUGAGUGGCUGAUGAAAGAGCUGGAAGCGACCAAACAGUACCUCAUGCUGGACCCCAACAAGUGGCUGCGUGAAUGUAAGGCCCACUGA